GUUUUAUGAUGAACAAAGAAAAAAGGGCCUUCUUCUCUACCACCUGUGGAAUAAAUCUAUAUAAACCACUGGAUCAUUCAGCUUUGUUCAGUUCCGAAAGUAUUUCUUCACAUCUUGAUGCCCUUAUAGUGUAGGUACACCUGAUAAAAUGAACAAGAUAUUUGGAGUUGCUUUUGUAGUUCUAGUCAUCAAUGGAGCUUUUUCAUUUUCUCCACAAUAUGAACUACAAACAAUAAUCGCUUUGGAUAGAGAUUACGUCCCAAUUCCUUACCGAUCUCAGAUAAGUGGUUGGAGAAACAAUCAAUAUCUUCAACCACCCAUAACCACUACAACUUCAGAAAAACCAAACACGGAAACGUCGGAAACCACACCCAAACCAAAAGGAUGGAAGAGAGGAUCAGGCACUUACAGAAGAGAUUAUCCAUAUGGAUAUGGUAACAAGUAUGGCAAAGGAUGGAAAUUGAGGACCAGCCGGUAUUACCGAUAAAAAUCAUUGAUCCUAUUGUGAAUAAUUUUUAACUUGAUUGGAUAUUUGGAUCACUUGUACGAUUUCAAAAUUGGUUCGUACAAUUCUACAGUUGAAUGACAUAAAAUUGUUCAAUGCCCAAUAUGGAAUUGUGAGGGGCACAUAAUAAAAUAAUUAAACAUUAGUAUUUUCAGAA
Molecule: messenger RNA, 662 nt
Organism: Harmonia axyridis
Lineage: Eukaryota; Metazoa; Arthropoda; Insecta; Coleoptera; Coccinellidae
Exons: 2
Coding region: 149-487 (112 amino acids)
Source: RefSeq, a predicted model, not a curated record